AUGCAACAACAAUCACCACCAACAGCACCACAACAACAACAACAACAACAAAGAGAAAGAGAAACAUAUCAAUUAGAUCACAUAGGGGUGCAUUGUAAUGUUACAGAUUGCAGAGUUUUAGAUUUUUUACCAUUUAACUGUGAUCUUUGUAAUUUAAGUUUUUGCAUGGAACAUAAAGGAUAUGAAAAUCAUAAAUGUAAAAAUAUAGAACAAAGAGAAAAUAAAAUUGUUCAUCCGUGUCCAGUUUGUAAUUGUUUAAUUAAAGUAGACUCUUUAGCAAAUUUAGAUCAAACUGUACGAUUUAUUAUAUCAGUUCAUAUGGACACCGAUUGUAAAUUUAAUCAAUCAAAAGCACCAAAAAGUUUUAAAUGCUCAUUAAAAACUUGUAAAACAUCUGAGUUCGUUGAAGUUAAAUGUGAUAAAUGUAAAUCCAAUUAUUGUUUAAAACAUAGGUUCCCAACAAAUCACAGUUGCACUGGUAAACCAAUUAUAAAUUCUCUAUCAAAACCAAUUAACACAACCAUUAAUAAUAAUAUUAAUAAUAAUACUAAUAAUAUUAAUAAUAAUAUUAAUAAUAAUAAAAAUAAUAAUAAUAAUAAUAAUAAUAAUAAUAAUAAUAAUAAUAAUAAUAAUAAUAAUAAUAAUAAUAAUAAUAAUAAUAAUAAUAAUAAUAAUAAUAAUAAUAAUAAUAAUAGUAAUAAUAAUAAUAAAUUAAUAUACCCAGGUAAUAUAAAAAAGAAUAUUGUUGAGGAUAAACAAUAUUAUUUAGAGCAAAAAAAUCAAAAAAGUGAACUACAAAAAUUGAGAGAAGAACAAAAUCAAAGAUAUAAAUCAUCAGAGGAGAUUGGAGAAAUUGGGAUUAUUCAAACUAAUGGAGCUAGAAUUCAAUAUGAUUUCAUGGCUACUGACACCUUAAGAUCCGUUCAAAAAUUCAUAAAUUCAAAUCGUACUGAUGGUACUUGUUCUUAUGCAUUGUGUACCCAACCAACUGGAAAUCCUUUUACUUUGAAUCAAUUGAAUCUAUCAAUUCGUCAAUUAGGUUUAUUACCAGUUUCAACUUUAUAUAUGCUUCCUCUAGAUAAUUCAAACAAUUUUAAUAAUAGUGGUAAUAAUAACAAUAACAGUUCAGAUCAAAGUUUGUUAUCUUAUUUAAAUCCUUUCAAAUAUUUCAAAUAA
Dictyostelium discoideum AX4 is the source of this 1176-nucleotide messenger RNA. Its product is annotated as AN1-type zinc finger-containing protein. The transcript has 5 exons. Bases 1 to 1176 code for a protein of 391 amino acids. The record is from RefSeq and is a predicted model, not a curated record. Lineage: Eukaryota; Evosea; Eumycetozoa; Dictyosteliales; Dictyosteliaceae. Gene Ontology annotation, molecular function: zinc ion binding.